Electrophorus electricus (electric eel) is the source of this 3910-nucleotide messenger RNA. Its product is annotated as tripartite motif-containing protein 16-like. The record is from RefSeq and is a predicted model, not a curated record. Gene Ontology annotation, molecular function: protein binding; zinc ion binding. Lineage: Eukaryota; Metazoa; Chordata; Actinopteri; Gymnotiformes; Gymnotidae.
GAAGCGCUCUCGCUCUCAAAACACGCAGAAUACCUGCUUGCUCUCAGACUUUGCUUAGUUUACUUUUUGUAGGUUGGUGAAGUCCAGUUGGUUCUGUCUGAGGGCUCCGUUCUGAACAUCAUCCAUCUAGACUGUAUCAUGGCAGAGAUGUACAGAGAUUAUCACAGCAUCGAAGGAGGACGUCCAAAUCUCUCUGCUGAGAAGUUCACGGAAUUGAUGAUUAACAGGAAAAUGGCAGAGGCCAGAGUUUCAGAAGAUCAGGACCAGUUCAGAUGUCCAGUCUGUCUGGAUCUACUGAAGGAUCCAGUGGCUAUUCCCUGUGGACACAGUUUCUGUAUGGUGUGUAUUAAUAAAUGCUGGGAUAAGGAUCAUCAGAGGGGAGUCUACAGCUGCCCUCAGUGCAGAGAGACUUUCACUCCAAGACCUGUUCUAUGUAGAAACUACAUGCUGGCUGAAGUGUUGGAGACACUGAAGAAGACAGAACUCCGAGCUGCUUCACCUGUUCACUGUUACGCUGGACCUGGAGAUGUAGAGUGUGAUUCCUGCACUGGGAGAAAACACAAAGCCAUCAAGUCCUGUUUGGUGUGUCUGGCCUCCUUCUGUGAAACUCAUAUCAGACCUCACUAUCAGUCUCCUGCCUUUAAGAAACACGCACUGGUUAAAGCCUCCACAAGACUACAAGAGAAGAUUUGCUCUCAACAUGAUAAACUGAAUGAGAUCUUCUGUCAUACUGAUCAAAGUUUCAUCUGUAAUUUGUGUAUGAUGUAUGAACACAAAGGUCACAAUACAGUGUCAGUUGCAGCAGAAAGAAAUAAGAAACAGUCUGAGCUACAGGAGGAGCAGAGGAAACACCAGCAGAGAAUCCAGGAGAAAGAGAAGAAGGUCCAGGAGCUGAAGCAGGCUGUGGACACUCUUAAGCGCUCUGCACAGGCAGCAGUGGAGGACAGUGAGAGGAUCUUUACUGAGCUGAUCCGCUCCAUUGAGAAAAAGCGCUGUGAGGUGAGACAGCUGAUCAGAGAUCAGGAGAAGACUGAACUGAGUCGAGUUGAAGGACUCCUGGAUCAACUGGAGCAGGAGAUUGCUGAUCUUAAGAGGAGAGAUGCUGAGCUGGAGCAGCUCUCCCACACAGAGGAUCACAUCCAUUUCCUCCAGAGUUUCCCAUCUCUCUGUGUCUCUUCUGGAUCUGUGGAGUCAUACAGCAUCUCUGUUCAUCAACAUCCCUCAUUUGAUGGAGUGAAGAAAUCUCUCUCUGAUCUGAAGGAGCGAAUAGAGACAUUCUGUAAAGAGGAAUUCAGCAAAAUCUCUCCAUGUGCUGCAGCAGUUCAGAUUUUACCAUCAGAGCCAAAGACCAGAGAAGAUUUCUUGAAAUGUAACACACACACACACACACACAGAAAGAGAAACAUGCUGAUUUCAGAAUUAAAUUGCCAUUGCUACCAUGGUAACAGACAUUUUGUAAUCAUUAACUAUUCAACAUGGAAAUGUAUGAGAACUGUAACAAGCACAGAUAAUUUUAUUUUUAUUUACAUUAAUAUAUUUUGUGAAUUAAACCUAAAAUGCUCUUUUUCAGAUUUCUGUCAGCUGACUCUGGAUCCCAACACAGCACAUCGUUACCUCAUUCUGUCUGAGAAGAACAGAGUGGUGACAAACAGUGUGAAAGUCCAGCCAUACUCUGAACAUCCAGAGAGAUUUGACUACUGGGAUCAGGUGUUGUGUAAGGAGAGUGUGUGUGGACGCUGUUACUGGGAGGUUGAGUGGAACAAUGGGAGAUGGGGAGUGUACAUAUCAGUCUCAUAUAAAGAUAUCACCAGGAAAGGACAGGGUAAUGAGUGUGGGUUUGGCUACAACACUCAGUCCUGGAGUCUGGCAUGUUCUUCUACUCUCACUUUCUGGCACAACAACAUUAAUACUGAGAUCCCAGACCCACCGUCCUCCAGAAUAGGAGUGUAUGUGGAUCACAGUGCAGGAACUCUGUCCUUCUACAGAGUCUCUGACACAAUGACCCUCCUACACACAAUCCACACCACAUUCACUCAGCCUCUCUAUGCUGGGUUUGGGGUCUAUGGAGGCUCAACUGUGAGGUUAUGUGAUACAAAAUAAUGUUUUGAUAUUUUACUAUUCUAAUUAAGUUGAUUUAAUUAGGAGUCAAAUCAGUUUUAGUCUGUAUCUACUGUACAUACAAUAGUCUUUCACACCAUAUUCACUUAGCCCCUCUAUGCUAGUUCAGAAUGGGUCAUUGCUUCUUUGUUAGUGAUGGAUCAUGUGUGAGAUUAUGUGAUCCUUAAUAAUGUGUCUGUGCUACAUUAUGGUCAGUCAUGGGAAGAUGAGAAAUCUAUGCACACUGUAACACUGGUCCUACAUGAUAUUGUUCAUUUAUCCAGCUCAGUCUCUCUGAUAUUGGUUAGGACUCUUUAGUUUCACUGUUGGUUAGGAAUCAUUAGUUUCACUGUUGGGCACAAUAAGAAAACACAGAAAGAGGCCCAUGAGUUUAUUUUGGUCAAUUACUGUCACUUUUUUAUAGUAAUAAACAUGUACAUGUAACUUGAUUCCUACAUAAUUUCAGGAUACAUUUUGCUUCAUGAGUCUUAAAAUAAUCAGAGGUUUGCAGAGAAACAAGACAUUUCAACAGAGGUCUUUCAUAAGCUGUGCCAGCAAAGUGUUUCUGAAGUUCAAAGAAGUGAAAUCAGCUUUUUUGUGAUGAUUAGAUCAUAAAUCAUAUUGUGGAUUAUCUCUGAAAUAAAUUCCUCACAAUACAUGAGCCCAUGUCAUAUCUACACAGGGCCCCAUUAAACAUAGAAACAUGUAUCUGGGAUAAAUUGGAUUUCUGUAUUUUCUACUGUAAAAUUGUAUCAGAUUGUUUACGUGUUAUAUUUUAAUCAGUGAAUUCUCUUCUCUCCAUCUGUAGAAACCAAAAGUCCAAUUAACCAGAUGAAUGUCAGUGUACUGUAUGAAGGUCCUGUAGUAGAUAAACCAGCAGUGUCAGAGUCUUAGUCUGCAUUAGCAAAGAAAUCCCAGAACAACAAAACAGGGUCACUACAACAAACAGGCAGUGGAAUAAACCACUCACCAUUCACUAAGAGUGGUGGCAGUACUGCACUAAGACAGGAACAAAUAGGCAGGCUUAAAUAGACAGGUGUAGUUGAAUACAGGUAUAAUCAGCAGGCCAGUGAUGAGGAACAUAAACCUCUAUUGAAUCAAACUAUAUUCUUGAUGUCUCAGAAGUUUCCGUCUGAUUGAAACUGUAUUUAUAUAAUAUUGGGCAUGACUGCAUGACCCUACAUCACAUCUGAUUCAUUUUAAGUCAUUUUAUGUAACUAUUUUAAUACAUGAUUACAUGAUUCACUUGCAUGAUUAUUAUUUACAUAUCAUUAUAUGAUUACAUAUUUAUUAUGAUAUGAUUAUCAUAUACUAUUCUCUGCAACAUAAAGUGUGAAUAUAUUACUUUAAUAUUGAAUACUGGAGUUCUUUUCUCUUCUCCAUCUAUAUAAAGCAGAAGUCCUAGUAACCAGAUGAAUUUCAGUGUACUGUAUGAAGCUCCUGUAGUAGAUAAACCAGCAGUAUCAGGGUCUUAAUCUGCAUUAGCAAAGGGCUCAAGAAACCUCAUACGCAUCUGGUUUGGGCUUGAAUGGGUUAAAGUCUCAGUAAAAGCUUCAUUUACUUUGUGGGAGUUGUUAGUUUCCUCAGUUUGUAACAGAAGGGCUUUAUUUGUUAGGACACAUAAGCAUUCCUCCCCUUUUACAUAUUUGGAAAAGAAUUAACAGGGAUGGUCAACUCCUGAAGAACUAAUUAAAUUAUAUUUAUUUUUGAUCCAUUUACUCAUUUUUUUUCAUGUAAUCAUUUGAAUCUGUAAACUUUAAAGCAUAAAAGUCUUGUUGGGUGAGUUACUCUGAAAUAAAUGUUGCAAAGUUCA